Xenopus laevis (African clawed frog) is the source of this 4235-nucleotide messenger RNA. It is a transcript of the gene smc2.L, whose product is annotated as structural maintenance of chromosomes 2 L homeolog. The transcript has 25 exons. Lineage: Eukaryota; Metazoa; Chordata; Amphibia; Anura; Pipidae. Gene Ontology annotation, molecular function: ATP hydrolysis activity; ATP binding. Gene Ontology annotation, cellular component: cytoplasm; nucleus; chromosome. Gene Ontology annotation, biological process: chromosome organization. The coding region runs from base 185 to 3793 and encodes 1202 amino acids. The record is from RefSeq and is a predicted model, not a curated record.
GUUCUACGUAAACAGACUGUUUCGAAUUCACAACGCCUGCUUGUGCUACAGGGCGCCAAAACAACUUGUCUGGAAUUGGAGCCGCUGAAGAACUUGCUGUUAUACCUGUGUGUAAGUGACUGUCAUUACAAUACGUGCGCGCGCUGGAUAUUGAUAUAUAUAUAAGUGAUAAGGAGUAAAGAAGAUGCAUGUCAAAUCAAUUAUAAUUGAUGGCUUCAAAUCCUAUGCCCAGAGGACCGAGAUCAAUGGCUUUGACCCCUUGUUUAAUGCUAUCACUGGGUUGAAUGGCAGUGGCAAGUCUAAUAUUCUGGAUUCCAUUUGUUUCCUUCUUGGCAUUUCCAACCUGACACAGGUGAGAGCUUCCAAUCUGCAAGAUCUUGUGUAUAAAAAUGGACAGGCUGGGAUUACCAAAGCCACAGUUUCUAUUACUUUCGAUAAUUACGAUAAAAAGCAGAGUCCUCUGGGAUUUGAGGCACAUGAUGAAAUUACUGUGACAAGACAGGUUGUCAUUGGUGGAAGGAAUAAAUAUCUUAUCAACGGUGUAAAUGCCAAUAACACUCGUGUUCAGGAUCUUUUCUGUUCAGUUGGGCUCAAUGUAAACAAUCCUCAUUUUCUCAUCAUGCAGGGUCGAAUAACCAAAGUCUUGAAUAUGAAGCCACCUGAGAUUCUAGCUAUGAUUGAAGAAGCAGCUGGUACAAGGAUGUAUGAAUGCAAGAAAAUUGCUGCGCAAAAAACUAUUGAGAAAAAGGAAGCCAAGCUCAAAGAGAUUCAGACGAUUCUGGAGGAAGAGAUUACCCCCACAAUACAUAAACUAAAAGAGGAAAGGUCUUCUUAUUUGGAAUACCAAAAGAUCAUGCGGGAGAUUGAACACUUGAGCCGCCUCUAUGUUGCCUAUCAGUUUGUUUGUGCUGAGGAAACUAAAGUUCGAUCUGCAGAAGAGUUAAAGGAAAUGCAGGACUCUAUUUUGAAACUUCAGGACACAAUGGCAGAGAAUGAGCGGAAAGUGAAAGAACUGGGAAAAGAAAUUGCAGAGCUGGAGAAGAUGAGAGAUCAGGAAGUUGGAGGGGCCCUUAGGUCUCUGGAAGAAGCACUUUCUGAGGCCCAGAGAGCAGACACCAAAGUUCAAAGUGCAUUGGAUCUUAAAAAGCAGAACAUGAAAGCUGAAGAGAAGAAACGCAAAGAGUUGGUUAAAAGUAUGGAGGAGGAUGCCAAAGUUUUGACAGCUAAAGAAAAGGAGGUAAAGAAAAUCACAGAUGGUCUGAGCUCUCUGCAAGAAGCAAGUCAGAAAGAUGUAGAGGCUUUCACUAGUGCCCAGCAACAUUUCAAUGCUGUAUCCGCUGGCCUGUCAAGUAAUGAAGAUGGUGAAGAGGCGACACUUGCUGGGCAAAUGAUGGCUUGCAAGAAUGAGACGAGCAAAGCUGAGACAGAGGCUAAGCAGGCUCAAAUGAAGUUGAAACAUGCUCAGCAAGAACUUAAGACCAAACAGGCAGAAGUCAAAAAGAUGGACGGCGGUUACAAGAAAGAUAAUGAGGCCUUUGAAGCUGUAAAGAAGAGCAAAGAGAAAUUAGAAGUGGAAAUGAAAAAACUUAAUUAUGAAGAUGGAAGAGAGGAGCAGCUUUUGGAAAAACGGAGGGGUCUCAGUCGAGAUGUAAAUCGACUUAGAGAAGCUUAUGAGUCUCUUAUGGCACGUUUCCCUAACCUUCAGUUUGAAUACAAGGAUCCAGAAAAGAACUGGGAUUCAGACCGUGUAAAGGGUCUUGUUGCCUCUCUGAUUUCUAUAAAAGAUGUCUCGACAGCAACUGCCUUAGAAGUUGUUGCUGGAGGACGGCUCUACAAUGUUGUGGUUGACACAGAGGUAACUGGUAAGAAAUUGUUGGAGAAAGGAGAGCUGAAGCGAAGAUUUACUAUCAUUCCUUUAAAUAAAAUUUCAGCUCGAUGUCUAGGAAAGGAUACUGUUAAUGUAGCCAAGAACUUGGUCGGUGCAGAUAAUGUUAAUUUGGCCCUAUCUUUAGUUGGCUAUGAAUCAGAACUGCAGAAAGCUAUGGAAUAUGUCUUUGGAACCACACUAGUAUGUGAUACAAUGGACAAUGCCAAAAAAGUGACAUUUGACAAAAGGAUUAUGACCAAAACUGUCACUCUUGGUGGAGAUACAUUUGAUCCGCAGGGAACUCUAAGUGGAGGCGCCCGAUCACAAAAUGCAUCCGUGCUAGUAAGACUUCAAGAGCUGAAAGAUGUUCAGGAUGAACUCAAAGCUAAAGAGACUGAGUUGCAAGAAGUUGAGAAAGAACUGAUGACUCUGAAGAAUACAGUUGAAAGGUAUCGUCAACUGAAACAACAAUGGGAAAUGAAAUCGGAAGAAGCUGAGCUGCUCCAAACUAAGCUACAACAAAGUUCCUACCACAAGCAGCAAGAAGAACUGGAUAGCCUGAAGCAAACUAUAGAGGAAAGUGAAGAAACUCUUAAGAAUACAAAAGAGGUACAAAAGAAAGCAGAGGAAAAAUUCAAGGUCCUGGAGCACAAAAUGAAGAAUGCAGAAGCUGAACGGGAGCGAGAACUCAAAGAAGCUCAACAGAAGCUAGAUACAGCAAAAAAGAAGGCAGAUGCCUCUAACAAGAAGAUGAAAGAGAAGCAACAGGAAGUUGAUGCACUUGUAUUAGAACUUGAGGAACUGAAGAGAGAGCAGACAACCUACAAACAGCAGAUAGAGACUGUGGAUGAAGCAAUGAAAGCCUACCAAGAACAAGCUGACAGCAUGGCAUCUGAAGUUUCCAAAAAUAAGGAAGCGGUGAAGAAAGCCCAAGACGAACUGGCUAAGCAAAAGGAAAUCAUUAUGGGGCAUGACAAGGAAAUUAAGACCAAAUCAUCAGAAGCAGGAAAGCUCAGAGAGAAUAAUAAUGACUUACAGCUGAAGAUCAAGGAGUUGGAACAUAAUAUCAGCAAACACAAGAAAGACAGCGCCGAUGCUGCUGCAAAGGUUGCAAAAAUGUUGAAUGAUUAUGAAUGGAUUGCUUCAGAGAAACAUCUUUUUGGACAAGCAAACACUGCUUACGAUUUCAAAACAAACAAUCCCAAGGAAGCAGGGCAGAGACUGCAUAAGCUGCAAGAGAAAAAAGAGAAACUUGGUAGAAAUGUCAACAUGAGGGCAAUGAACAUGCUCACCCAGGCUGAAGAGAGGUACAACGAUCUGAUGAAAAGGAAGCGAAUUGUAGAAAAUGACAAGUCCAAAAUUUUGACCACUAUUGAAGAACUGGAUCAGAAGAAAAAUGAGGCGCUGAACAUUGCCUGGCAGAAGGUAAAUAAGGACUUUGGAUCUAUCUUCUCAACCCUGUUACCUGGGGCCAAUGCUAUGUUGGCACCUCCAGAAGGGCAAAGUGUGCUGGAUGGGCUAGAGUUUAAGGUUGCCCUGGGAAAUACAUGGAAAGAAAAUCUCACUGAACUGAGUGGAGGACAACGCUCAUUGGUAGCCUUGUCACUCAUUCUGGCCAUGUUACUUUUUAAACCUGCCCCAAUCUACAUCUUAGAUGAGGUUGAUGCUGCCCUGGACCUUUCUCACACUCAAAACAUUGGACAGAUGCUUCGCACUCACUUCCGCCACUCCCAGUUCAUUGUGGUGUCACUGAAGGAUGGCAUGUUUAACAAUGCCAAUGUCCUCUUCAAGACAAAGUUUGUUGAUGGCGUCUCCACAGUGGCUCGAUUUGCCCAGAAUCAGAAUGGCGGCAGUUCAGCUGGGCAGCAGAGAUCGGACAAGAGCAAAACGAAGGAAAGGAGGAAUCGCAUGGAAGUUGAUAAAUGAUUAAACUCUUCUAUCAGAGACUUUCAUAUUCCAGCAAAGGAAACUUGGAUUGUCCUUGCCUAUCUUUAUUCUAGAUAUUGUGUUAGAUCUUUGUACUUCUGCUACAUUUUGGAGACUUAUAUUCAGUCGCUUUGCUUUUCAUUACAUCUUAAGAAGAGGCCAAAUCUGAGAUUUCCCUUUUGUCUGUUUGUUUGUGUAUAUAAAUGUGUAUUUUUUUUCAAUGUGUUGUAAGGCCAAAAAAAUGAGCAGGAUAUAUGCCUUGUAGGAGCUUACAAAACUGCUACAAACACAUGCAUUGCUUCUGCUGCUAUAAAUGUACUGGUAGAGAGAGCAUACCAUGUAUAUACUGUGUCUUCUGUCACUCUUCUUUCUUAUUUCCCAACGAUUUCUACUCUCAAAUUAUACAUUUUUAUAAAUAAAUGUUUUCCACAUAUUGAACAUA